Molecule: messenger RNA, 1728 nt
Organism: Penicilliopsis zonata CBS 506.65
Lineage: Eukaryota; Fungi; Ascomycota; Eurotiomycetes; Eurotiales; Aspergillaceae
Exons: 3
Coding region: 1-1728 (575 amino acids)
Biological process (GO): phosphate ion transport; transmembrane transport
Cellular component (GO): membrane
Molecular function (GO): phosphate transmembrane transporter activity
Source: RefSeq, a predicted model, not a curated record
AUGGCGACUACUCUCACCUCCGGGGGCAACUCGGCCUUCCACAACUUCCACAACGACUUUGCCCAUGUCGCUGAUCCCAACGAGCGUCGUCGUCUCGCUCUGGCCGAGAUCGACAAGGCAAAGUUUGGUUGGUAUCACGUUCGUGCCGUCGUCGUGGCCGGUGUUGGUUUCUUCACCGACUCGUACGAUAUCUUUGCCAUUAACCUGUGCUCUGCCAUGUUGGGCGUGGUCUACUGGCAGGAUGCCAAAUCAAACCCUGGAAAGAUCACUUCCAGUGCGGAUACCGCCAUCAAGGUCUCGACCUCUGGUGGUACGGUCAUCGGUCAGCUCCUUUUCGGUUGGCUUGCCGAUCGUGUCGGUCGUAAGCGUAUGUACGGCAUUGAACUCUUGAUCAUUAUCUUUGCCACCUUGGCUCAGGCUCUCUCCUCGGACUCUCGCGCUCUGUCUAUUGUCGGUAUUCUCAUCUUUUGGCGUGUCAUCAUGGGUAUCGGUAUCGGUGGUGACUAUCCUCUGUCUUCCAUCAUUACUUCUGAAUUCGCGACCACCAAGUGGAGAGGUGCCAUGAUGGGUUCCGUCUUUGCCAUGCAGGGAUUCGGUCAGUUCGGUGCGGCCAUCAUGGCACUCAUCGUCACUGCGGGCUUCCGCGAGUCUCUUGAGACUGCCUCGUCUGUUGGCAAGUGCAGCGGCGUCUGCCAGCUUGCUGUUGAUAAGAUGUGGCGUGUCAUCAUCGGGUUCGGUGCUGUGCCUGCCUGUAUUGCUCUCUACUACCGUCUCACCAUUCCCGAGACCCCUCGUUACACUUUCGAUGUUGCUCGCGACGUUGUCCAGGCUGAUGAGGACAUCCGUGCCUACAUGGCUGGAAAGCAUGAGGGCCAUCCCGAUGAAAUCCAACACGCUGCUGGUCUCCAGAACCAGAGUCCCGAGCUUGCCACCCCCAAGGCCAGCUUCUCGGACUUUGUCGCUCAUUACUCCCAGUGGAAGCAUGGCAAGGUUCUCCUAGGUACCGCUGGCUCCUGGUUCUUCCUUGAUGUCGCUUUCUACGGUCUCGGUUUGAACAACUCAAUUAUUCUCGGUGCUAUUGGCUGGACCGGUGGCAAUAACGUCUACGAGGUCUUCUACCGCAGUGCCGUGGGUAACUUGAUCCUGAUUUGUGCGGGUGCCAUUCCCGGGUACUGGAUGACCGUCGCAACUGUCGACACCAUCGGUCGCAAGACAAUCCAACUGGGCGGCUUUAUCCUUCUGACCAUCCUGUUCAUUGUCAUUGGCUUUGCUUAUGAUCCUCUCUUGCACUCUCACAACGGCCUGCUCGGCUUGUAUGUCCUUGCCCAGUUCUUUUUCAACUUCGGCCCCAAUGCGACGACCUUCAUCGUUCCUGGAGAAUGCUUCCCGACCCGCUAUCGCUCCACCUCUCACGGCUUCUCAGCUGCUUCUGGAAAGGUCGGUGCGAUCAUCGCGCAGUGUGUCUUUGGACCUCUGGUGCACAAGGGAGCCAAGAACUCCUCCGACACUCCCUGGCUCAAGCACGUGAUGCAGAUUUUUGCUCUGUUCAUGCUCUGUGGUUGCUUCACCACCCUCCUCAUUCCUGAGACCAAGCGCCGGACCCUCGAGGAGCUGGCUGGCGAGUCUCCUCUGGACACUCCGCGCAACGAGUCUCUGAAUGACCACCACCCCAAGCUGGCCGAGGAAGGUCAGGCCAAGGGCAAUGAAGCUGUUGCCACUGCCGAGUAG